Micropterus dolomieu (smallmouth bass) is the source of this 3438-nucleotide messenger RNA. Its product is annotated as ERBB receptor feedback inhibitor 1. Bases 1035 to 2189 code for a protein of 384 amino acids. Gene Ontology annotation, biological process: regulation of keratinocyte differentiation; negative regulation of epidermal growth factor receptor signaling pathway. Lineage: Eukaryota; Metazoa; Chordata; Actinopteri; Centrarchiformes; Centrarchidae. The transcript has 7 exons. The record is from RefSeq and is a predicted model, not a curated record. Gene Ontology annotation, cellular component: extrinsic component of cytoplasmic side of plasma membrane.
CUAGCCUACUAACUGAAUUAGCGUUAGCAUUACUUAGCCUAAUAUAUUUAAUUGAUUUCGGUUUACGUUACUUAACUAUCUGGAAGUAACUAACUAGCUGUCAAAGCUCCAGAUAGAUAAAAGUUAAGACAAGUUCGAGUGAUAUUGAUGGACACCAAUAUGUAUCAAAACGUGCUUAUCCGUAACGUUAACUGUUACGUGCACCUAAUAAAACAGUUACAACCGUUAACAUAGCUGUUAUUUAGAAUUCCAAGCCAGAAGCGCUCUGCUGAUAUGGAGACCUUUGCUGUUUGUUAGCUAUAUUUCAUCAUCAGAGACGUAAAAUACAUCAAAUAGAGUAAAAAUAAUGAAAUUAAUUAUCUGUUGAAUAUUUUGUAGCUAUAAUAAAUGUGUAUCACAAAUAUGUUAACAAAAAAAUAGAAAUUGGCACAGGGUAACAUUAUUGUUCUUAUGACUAUCAGUGCUAAAGAUGGCUUCAGAUAGCAAAUCAAGAGUGAUAAAAAUCUUCUCUUAUUCUGUCUCCAUGAAGAUGAUUGGUCCUCACAAGAACAGGCAGAGGCAUCUGUGAACAAGGAAGUGGAGGAGGAAAGCAAGGAGGGGAGCAGUAAAGUGUAAAACAUGAUGCAGUCUGGUGCUGUUGGUGACUCAACAGGAAGUGAUGGUGCGGGAGUAAGUAAGUGCAGUUCCUGAGCUACCCAGCAAUCAAAGGCAGCACAAACAUCAUUCUUCAGCCCACCCUCCUCUUCCUCCCGGUGGCUGUUGGCUCUUUGAUAACUGAGCUGUCUCCUCACAGGAUGAGGUCAAAGGCCGUGGUGUGAAGCCCACUCAGACAUUUGAGGAGCCCGAUUCCUUCCCGACGCCUCCAACUUGUCAGACCCAACCGCAAAUCCAUUAAAUUAAGAAAGAUUAAACGAAGGCUUACUACUGGCUAGAAUGAAGCCGUGAUGGGUUUGAUGGGGCUGACUUGUGUUGGGGCUUUAGACCGAUACCAAACACACCUUCAUGCUUUUUAAGAACACAAUUUCUGCCGUGACAUGGCCGGGAGUCAGAAUAACUACUGGGGACAGCAUGACCUAAACAGAGCGUGCUUUGGCCUGAGUGCUGGCAUGGAACACAACCCGACGGAGCUUCAACAACAGCAAAUGGCCAAGGAAUUUAACUCUUUCCCAGGCAGCAUCUCCCUCUCCCAGCCUCCUUUCUACUCUGAUACCUCCCGCCUAACGUGCGAUAACAUACUGCAGCCCCAUGAGGGAGACCAGGUGGUCCCUUCUUCCCAGAGACAAACUGUGUUUGGGAGCCACCAGAGAGAAGCCAAACCCUUGCCGCCUCUGCCUGACCAUGAGGAGCUCAUGUCUGAUGAGGCAGCCGAUAGCGAGGUGGAGUUUUUUACCAGUGACCGACGUCGCCUUUUGCCCAAAAGCUGCCCCAAGGCCAUGUGCAGGGGCACGAACAGAGACUGUGGGCAAGUUAAUUACGCCUACCAGGAGAGCUUGUUGCCGGCUGGUGGUGCUGGGAUUGGCUCAAUGGCUUUCUCAUGGCCAGGCAGAGAGGACAGACCAACAGGGAGGUGGGUUUGGAGCCAACAUCUGGGCAUCAGCUCUCCAGAAGGAAGAGAAGACCACCCACAUGUGGUGUCAGCAGGGGAUACGUUGUGUAGCAAACAGCCAGACCAACACCAAUCACCCAGACUCCGGUUUUCCUGUUCAGGCCCUGCUUCUCUGCCUCUACACAGCAGCACCACAACCUGCCCCACUGACAAGCCACAAAUCCCUCCUCGUAUCCCCAUCCCGCCAAAACCUCCUGCUCUCUUAAGGACUGUGACCCCCAACGAGGAAGACAAGCCUCCCAAAAUUCCACCAAGGGUCCCCUUAGUCCCACCCUGCCCACCACGUACCCCAAGCCCCAAAAGCCUUCCAAUUUAUAUCAAUGGUGUGAUGCCUGCCACACAGAGUUUUGCUGCUAACCCAAAAUAUGUGAGCAAGGCAUUACAGGGGCAGCAGAGUGAAAGGGCGCCACCUGCAGCUCCAUUAUCUCCCUGCAUUGUUCCCAUUUUGAAGGAUGGCAGACAGGCCAGCGCUACGCACUACAUCCUCCUGCCACCUGACCGACCAGCGUACUCGGACAGACGAGGAAGACUCCUGAGUGAACCGGCCAGGACAGGAAACGGCAGCGUCUGGCAGAACACAUAGAAACCCUAGCUUAUGUCACUGUCUGACACUUGACGAGUACAAAACUGUGACAUAUAAAUCACAAAUAACCAUGUGAUACACUAUUGUACAUAGUGCGUCGCAUAGGUGUUCUUUUUAAUGACUGAUGUAUUUCAAGGUCACUUAUGUCAAACAACACUGAGGUUUUUGUCAAUUUUUAACUGAACUUUUUAACUGGUCAGUAUUUUGGCGACGUCCCCUGUAGUUCAUCCUGGAAAACAUUCCAGCAUUUUCACUAAUAGUGGAGACUUUUUUACCUCUUAUAACCAUUUUUCUCACAGGGAAAAUGUCUCAUUGCUCAUUGAUUGUUAAGUCUGACAGUCAUAUGCUCAUAUCACUUAAACAACCUGAGCUACUACUAUAUUUUUUUUUUCGUGAGCAAAUAAUUACUGUAUGUACAAGCUGGGCUUGUACCAAACUGUUCAUCCCAUGUGUGUGUGUUUUUUAUGACAUUGCUGCUUGAAAUCUUAAGUAUAAUGUAUUGAUAGAUUUAAUGUUUUACCGAAUCAUUCUCACAUUAAGAUUUAUGAUAAAUUUAGCAAUAAGGGUAAAAUAAGAACGACACAACAAAACAUUAACAUGGUUUGUGCAUGCCUUUUGCAGCUAUCACUAGCAGAAAGCUGAUCACUUUAUUUUAAAGUUACACCUAGCUACAUCCUACCUACACAACACUAAACGACCGCAUUUCAAGCAUUCACCCUUGCAUCAUAUUAUAUGCUCAUGUGCACACUUUAAUUAAGUUUAAUUUAUUUUAUUUUAAGGAAAAUUCUGUGAGCCGAAUACAAACAAAAGUGCAGCAUUUACAUAUGAAGAACAGUAGUCAACAAUUCAUUAAUGUCUUGUGAUGCUGUUAAAGGUUUUCCAUCAGAAGUGUUUAUAUGCACAAUUAUGGUCACUUGACAAACUAUGUAUAUCACUACGUUGAAUUAUUUUACUUAUGUAUGUACAUUUAGCUCAAAUACUGCAUAUAUGGUCCAAAAAAGUACUGAUUGGGCCUUUAAUGCUUGUUUUUUGUGUAUGGACAUGGAAGUCACGUUACGUUUACACUCUUGAGGUGCAGACCUACGUUUGUUACAUUGACAGGUUGGAAGUUCUCAUGAAGGUUCAGUGUCAAAUUUGGCCCAAGCAAAGGCUGUCUCUAAGUUCAUAAUGUUGUUUGUUGUCAAAAGUAAAUCAUGGUAAAAUUGUGUUUUUAAUCUAUUUAUAGAAAUAAAAUAACUUAUUCAUUCUA